This is a messenger RNA of Chlorella variabilis, 3894 nucleotides long. RefSeq lists its product as hypothetical. The record is from RefSeq and is a predicted model, not a curated record. Lineage: Eukaryota; Viridiplantae; Chlorophyta; Trebouxiophyceae; Chlorellales; Chlorellaceae. The coding region runs from base 1 to 3894 and encodes 1297 amino acids. The transcript has 12 exons.
AUGCAGUUCAACGGCCGCAGUUGGGCAGUGUACGGCGCCAGCCGCGUGUCGCCUGCCGGCUGCUCGCUCCCCUCGCUGGCACUCGACUCUGGCAACCUGCCCUGGGUGUCCUGCCAGUCCACCAACAAGAGCGUGGUGGUGAUGCGGCACACGGGCGCCUCCUGGCAGGCGCUGCCCGUGCCCUCUCCCGCGCGCGCCGGCUGGCUGCAGCUGGCCCUGGACUCUGCAGACACGCCGUACCUGGCGGCAAUCGACGACGAUGUGCCCAACCAGGCGCUGCUGCUGCGAUACGACGGCGCCGCCUGGCUGCAGCUGCCCCUCCUGCCCGCGCCCAACGGCGUGUACCCUCUCAACACGCUGGCGCUGGCCAUCAGCGCCGCCGACGUGCCUCACAUCGCCCUGCAGCGCGGCUUCCAGCAGCCGCCCGACCACUCCGUGUGGCGCUGGGAGGCGGCGGGAGGCGGGCAGUGGCUUACCGUCGGGCCCAGCGACGCUACGCCCAUCACACCCUCAGCAGACUUCCCCUGGCUGUCCCUGGCGUUCGACGCCUCCAACCUGCCGGUGGUGGCUUUCAAGGACCAGGCUGCCGCCACCGUGAAGAUCUGGACCGACUCCAAGCAGCAAACCGGCUGGAGCAACUUUGGGCAGGCCUUUCCCAGCUCCAGCGACGGCCCCGCCAGCGUGCUCGCCGUCGGCGUAGCCCUGGACAGCGCCGGCGUGCCGCUGGUUGCGGUGGUCGACGCCCAGCUGGCCUCCCGCGUCUCCGUGUACAAGUUCGGUAACAGCUUCACCGGCUGGCGCAGGGUGGGGGAUGCAGGCUUCGGCCAGCCCGCCCAGACCUCCGUCUGCCUGCGCCUCGACUCUAAGGAUGCGCCGCACGUCGCCGUGAACCAGGCGGUGUGGCGGCUGGCGGCCGACUCCUGGCAGCAGCUGGGCCCGCUGUUUGCGGCGGCGCCAACAUCCGGCGUCAGCCUGGCUCUGGACGGGCUGGAUGUGCCGCUCGUGGCAUUCAAGGAUGGGGUGGCGGGCGUGUCGGUGGUGCGCUGGAACGGCCGCCGCUGGCCCGUGCUUGGCGCAGCCGGCUUCCUGCCUGCCAACGCCGCCCUCGGGCCGCGCUCUCUGGCUGUCGAGACCGCCACCCAGCUGCCCUGCGUGGCUGCCUGGGUGGGGCCCUCCGUCGACCCCUCCGCUGCCCGCGUCUUGUGCUUCGACCCGGGCAGCGGCUGGGCCGCGCUGGGCGGCGCCAUCCCGGUGCCGCCUGCCGCCUCGCCGCCCCAGGUGGAGCUGGCUCUGGACGGCCAGGACCAGCCCGUGCUGGCCAUCAACCAGCCCGCCGGCAACGCAACGCUGUACGGCUACAGCGCUGGCGGCGCCAGCUGGGCGGCCCUGGGGCCCAGCCUGCCGGGCCUGGCAGCAGAUGGCGACUUCAGCAUGGCCCUGGGCCCCGGCGGCAUACCCUACCUGGCCGUCCAGGCGCCGUCCGCCGUCAUCUUCACCCCCGUGCACCGCCUGCUGGGCGGCGGCUGGGAGGCGCUGGACGGCGACCCCUUCAUCAAAGGCACACCCGCCCCCACCAGCCUCUCCCUGGUUCUCAGCAGCAGGGGACAGGUGGUGGCCGCAUUCCGUGACGCCGACCGCGCCAAGGUCGCCACCUGCCCGUCGCCGCCCGGCCAGCCUGUGGCGCGCACACCCGGCUGGGGCCUGCUGGGGGCCCGCCAGUUCAGCAGCCUGCAGCAGCUGUUCCGCGUCAGGCUGGCAGUACACAAGCCCACCGACACCUUCUACGUCGCCUACCUCAAUAGCACCGUGGGCAACACCCAGGUCCGCCGCUGGGACGGCUUUGAUUGGCUGGCGAUGGGGCCGCCCGGCGGCAUCACACCCGGCCUCGCCACCCGCCUCUCCCUCGCCGUGGACGGUGCCGGGCAGCCGCACCUGGCGUUCGCCGACGUCUCCCAGGGAAGCCGUGCCAGCGUGAUGCGCUACACGGCCGCCACCGGGCAGUGGGCUUACCUGGGACCGCCAGGCUUCAGCCAGGGUGCCACCGGCGGCGAGGUCAGCCUGGCCUUUGGGUCUGACGAUGUGCCCACGUUGGCGUUCAGCGAUCAAGACGCCCAGCAGCCAGCGGCGCCGGGCCGGCUGACCGUCAUGCGGUUCAGCGGCGGCGCCUGGGGGGCGGUGGGAGGCGCCAGCCGCGUGUCGCCUGCCGGCUGCGUCAACCCAACGCUGGCGCUCGACUCUGGCAACCUGCCCUGGGUCUCCUGCCAGUCGUCUGACAGCCUGACGCAGGGCGUCAACAACACCGCGGCGGUGAUGCGGUACACCGGCUUCGCCUGGGCCUCCCUGGGUGCCAGCACCCUGCCCAACCGCACCGGCUGGCUGCAGCUGGCCCUGGAUUCUGCAGACACGCCGUACCUGGGUGUCACCAACCUGAACAGCCCUGGGCAGGCGCUGCUGCUCCAGUACAACUCCAGCGACGACACCUGGCUGCAGCUGGCCCCGGUGCCCACCCCCACCAGCGUCUACCCCAGCACAAGCCUGGAGCUGGCGAUCAACGGCUUUGACGUGCCUCACAUCGCCCUGCAGCAGGGCGCGUUCGGCGGCGCGACCAACCAGACGGUGUGGCGCUGGGAGGCGGGAGGCGGCGGGCAGUGGGUUGGCUUGGGGUCCCCCGACGCCCCGCCCAUCUCUCCCUCCACUGACUUGCCCUGGUUCUCUCUGGCCUUUGAUGCCUCCAACCUGCCGGUGGUGGCCUUCAAGGACCAGAGAAGCGUGAGCGUGGUGAUCUGGACUGACUACAAGCCGCUUGCGGGCUGGGGACACAUCGGGCAGGCCUUCCCCAGCUUCAACGACGGCCUAACCAGCGUGCAACGGGUGGAGGUCGCGCUGGACAGCGCCGGCGUGCCGGUGGUGGCGGUGAUCGACGCCCAGCUGGCCUCCCGCGUUUCCGUGUACAAGUACGGCAACUUCUGGGACGGCUGGCAGCGCCUGGGGGCCCCAGGCUUCACCCAGCCCUCCCAGACCGCCCUGUGCCUGCGCCUCGACUCCCAAAACGUGCCGCACGUCGCCGUGAACCAGGCGGUGUGGCGGUUUGGCGGCGGCGCCUCGGGGCCGGUGUGGCAGCAGCUGGGACCCGCCUUCUCUGCUGGCCCCACCUCAGGCGUCAGCCUGGCGCUGGACGAGGCCGGCACCCCUUAUGUGGCGUUCAAGGAUGGGGUGGCUGGCGUGUCGGUGGUGCGCUGGAACGGCCGCCGCUGGCCCGUGCUCGGCGCAGGCCCCCUCUGGAAUGCCAGCGCCGUCACCUUCACCCGCUCCCUGGCCCUCCAGCCCGCCUCCCAGCUGCCCUGCGUGGCGGCCUGGGCGCCGUCCCCCAGCUCCCCCAACGGCACCGCCGGCCUGCGCUGCUUCACCGGCACCGGGUGGUCCCCAGACGACCCCCUCCCGCUGCCGCCCGCACCCUAUGGCGCGCUGCUGAAGCUGGAGCUGGCGAUCGACGCCGCCGGCGGGCGCCUGCUGGGCCUGCAGCAGCCCUUCUCGGGCUCCCCCGCCGGCAUCAGCCUGCUGGCCUUCUCCGCCGGCCCCGGCGCGGGCGGGUGGAGCCAGGCGGGCGCCGGCGUGCAGGCGGGGAUGGGCCCGGGCGCAGACUUCAGCCUGGCGCUCGACUCCGCCGGCUCCCCGCUGGCCAUCUUCCAGGCCGACCUCACAUCCACCUAUACAGACGUGCAGCGGCUGGUCGGCGGCACCUUUGGGCCGCUGGCGGGCAGCCCCUUCAUCCGGGGCGUCGCGCCGCCCACCAGCGUGUCGCUGGCCGUCGAUGGGCUGGACCAGGUGGUGGUGGCGUACCGCUUGUCGGGGGUCCAGGCGAGGGUGGCCAUCUGGGUGCCGCCCGCAUCCUGA